Molecule: messenger RNA, 5652 nt
Organism: Nomia melanderi (Alkali bee)
Lineage: Eukaryota; Metazoa; Arthropoda; Insecta; Hymenoptera; Halictidae
Source: RefSeq, a predicted model, not a curated record
UAUCCAAAUCAGCACUGGACACGCACACCCACCUCAGGCAGCCUGGUAUGUAGUAGAUCCAUACCAAAUGUUCGGAGCGACGAGCAGUCGCCUCGCCAGCUCCGGUUCAGGUCAGAUACAGCUUUGGCAGUUUUUGCUCGAACUGCUCUCGGACUCGAGUAACGCAGCGUGCAUCACGUGGGAAGGAACCAACGGGGAGUUCAAGUUGACUGACCCCGACGAGGUGGCGAGACGCUGGGGCGAAAGGAAGUCCAAGCCUAACAUGAAUUAUGACAAAUUGUCCAGGGCUUUGAGGUACUACUAUGACAAGAACAUCAUGACGAAGGUGCACGGGAAGAGGUACGCGUACAAGUUUGACUUCCAGGGAUUGGCAGCGGCGACGCAGCCAGCGGCGGCGGACCCAGCCGCGUACAAAUACCAGAGCGAGCUGUUCAUGUCUGGUUACGGUCAUGCGAAGCUGAACCUGAUGCCGCCGCCAGCCGCCUCCGUGUCGGUCUCCGUCCCGGGCGGGCUGUUCCAGUCAGCGUCCAGCUACUGGUCGACGAGCCCCGGCGCGAACCUGUACGCGGGUCACCACACGGCCUCCGGUCAUGUGCCGCCCCAUCUGGGCACCUACCCCCACUACGCAUGACCCACCGCCGAGCACUGGGGCGCCCUGGGUACGCCGCGUUAACGAGUUUCUUACCGAGAGAAUUAAGAGGGCCUGUUCGGGGACCACCCGACCGGUCCGACGUGUACCGUCGGCCUGCGUUUAUACCGUCUCCGCGUCGUUCGUUUAACGCCGGCGACUACCAACGAUGAAAGAACUAUGGUACGCAGCUUGGAUGGACAUUUUCCUCUUUUCUUUCUUAACAUAUUUACCAACGCACAAAAAUUUUUAGCGUUUUGUAUGAUAUAGCUUAUUCUUUCGUGACAAGAGGUAUUGGAAUGAUAUUUGAAAUAAUUAUUCGGAAUUUGGUAUCAUCGUUUUACGUUACGGUGUUGUUUAGUUACUUAGGUAAUUGAAUGUUUUGAUUUGACAUCGGUCUACAUUUUGUUAUCAGUUUCAAGUAAUUUGGAAGCUCAUCGGCGAUGCUAGGUGUACAGAAGUUUGAUUUAAAAGGAUCGUAAACAAAUUUUAUAGUUCUCCCAUUACUUUUUAAUUGUUUGGGGUAUAGAGUUUUAAAAUGAAGGAAACGAGGAGGAAAUACAAAAAUGUCGUUUAGAAGGAAUAUUAUAACGUGGGUUUCCUUCAUCUAUUUUUACUUUCUAGGGCUGCUAUCGAACAAUCGACUUUCUUUCUUAUUGCCUUUUUUUAUUUAUAUGAACAACGGAGAUGUGUAAGUGCUUCCAGUUAUUCAUUUACUACGUCUUUUAUAAUAUACAUUUUCUGUUUCGUUUAAAUGCCAAGUCAUUUUCUAUCGUUGUUCAAUCAGAGAAAUCGAAGAGAAUAAUUGUAUAAGAACGAGGGAUCUAUUCAAUUCAAUUCGCAUGACUCAAAUAUUACUUCAUGAACGUAAAUUCGUGACUCGGAAUUAUUGAAUGAACAUAGUCAAAAAGCAGACGGAUUGGAGAAUGUAUCUUCGAUCAUUGUUCAAUGAAAAUAACGUACACUCAUGAAAUUUACGAUCACGCGUGGAGACUGUACCGGAAACAUCCUUGUUCACGGCCGACGGUGCGCUCGAAUUAUUGUAAGAACGUUGUACAUACAAUAUAAUGGAUUACGUAAGUGCAGGGUCGCACGUUCGCAGGUAAAUUCUCGACAAUCGAUUUAUUCUUGGUUCGAAACUAAUAAUAGGAUUAAGUUCGUAUCGUAGAAUUUAAAAUUCUUUAGUUUCAUUUUUAGUUUGUUUCGCAAUCUUAUGGAAAAUUUAAUACCUUUUUCGAAUUUUUUAAUUUCGUUAUCUUAUAAAUUUUAUCUAAGAUUGUGGAGCCUACAAUGCAUAAUAAAUGAACAAUUGAUUUUAUUCGUUCCUUUGAAGUAACAAGAUUACCAAAUCUUCGAAGUUCGCAAUACUGAAUUAUAAACUCCAGGAUAAAUCGUGUGCCGAGAAUGAUCCUGUCCAAGGGAACGUCGUCCUGUGCGGGAAUAACAAACCGGCGGCUUCCGUAAAGCAACGCCGGCAUUUCCGACUGGAUGGAAUCGAGCAUGCACAUUUUACGUGUCAACUAAUCGAUGAACGAACAAAAAGGUAUCGAAGGUGUCCAUUCAGAAUCAAUUCGUGAUAGACUCGAUUCGAAGGACUAGAUGAUGCUUUCGCGACUGGUGUUUCAUCCCCGAAAUCAGCAAGAAAAUAUGAAAAAUUGGUAUAUUAAUUGAAUCACCUUAUUUACUGAACAUGAGAGCAAUUUUCAAUAUUAUUUCGUUACAUGUACAAACAACGUGUUCAUAAUAUGUACAAAUGUGGAAAACAAACGUUUAUCUUUCUGACAUAAAUUUGAUUUGAUUCAUUUUACAAAUAUUAGAGGUUCCAAAUUUUAAAGUAACAAUAUUUUCUUUAAACAAAGUGAAAAUUUAAGUUUAAAAUACCAAUAUAAUUGAUCAAUUUGAAAAAAGGUAAUACAACAACGGUCACGGAAAGCGUUGAAAACAAGACACAGCGAUGCCACGACACCUCCGUCAUCGAUGAAAUGUGCGCCAUGUUCGAUUCGGGUCAAGAGUAAUGCGUGUAUUAUAAACUCUUUUAACUUAUUUGUUACAUAACGAUGUAUAGAUAGAGGAACCGCAUAUCACCGUUCGUAAACAAAGAAAAAAAACGAAGAAAAAAGAAAAGGAAAACGAAAGAGAGAAAAAAUCAUCGCGAGGCAUGCUUCUCGAGGUUGGCGCACGUUCAAGGGACGCGCGCUCGCAUUGGUACCCUAUUUUUUAUUUCGGGAAGGGAGGGAGAGGUUUCUUCUACGACCCUUGUGACUUGUAACACUCUGACCAACCGGACAAGUAUGAUUUUACAACGAAUUUUCGAGAUUUAGUGGUUCGGUCGUAGCAACCUGACUCAAUUACCAGCGACCAACGAAAUUUUUACCAUUAUUGGGUGGUCCACGGACCAGUGAACGCUUUUCGUUUCGGAUUAGCGACGGUCGAAGUAUCCUUCACGACUUUUCUUUUCGUUAAUACUAAAAACUAACCGUUCGUUAAUAAAAAUCGAAAUUUAUAUAUUUCUUACUGUAUUUUAAUUAGUUGCUUAGAAUUUUGGAUAUUUAUACAGUUUAUGAAGUUUUAUGAGAGGACAAAGAAUUGUUUAGAAUGGUUCAAUAAAACAACUGCAAUUAGAAGCAUAAUUCGAAGGAUUUGGAGGCAUUAAAUGUUCCUAUAAGUUCAUGCCAUAGUAGUUUUAUGUAUAUUAUGUUUUUAAGUUGACUCUCAUUAUGAAUAAACAAAUCAGAGUACAACGCCGCUGUAGUAGCAAGUGGUCCCAGAAAAGAGUUUCUUCAUCAAUGUUUAGUACUGACAAGAUUCACUUAAAUUAUGAUUUAAAGAUUGACGAGUACGAAUUUGUGGGAGAACUUAUUACUAAUAGCGAAAAAAGCGCUUGGCAAGUGGAGUAGAGCCUUCCGUAUCCAAACUAAUAAAAACAUGUAAGCAUUCGUCUCAGAAAUCCAGUAAUUAAAAUUUGCAUAUAUGAAUAUCCUUUUUAUACUUUGAGAUAUUGCAACCCUUCUUCAAUCUAUCUACAAAAAUACAGUGUACCCAUGAACAACUAAUACACUUCUCACGAUAAAACAAAGGAAAAUCACACCUCUAUAAAUUCCAGAAAUGGCAGUGUAUCACCAUAUUAAUCUGUCCCGCGAUUUUCGAAAGUAGCCUUUCCAAUAAAAAAGAUCAUUUACACGAUUCAGAAAAAAAUACCUUGUAAAUGUAGAUGUAGUAGACUUUCUAAAACUUCUAUGAAUUUAUUAUUGAAAAAUAAAAUAAGUUAAUAAAACAGCAUUACUUGCUGAGAAACGCUACAUUUGCAGUUUAUAGAAUCUUCGAUUAUCAAAGUUUUCGCGCACUUUCGGAUACGGGAGGCUAUGCGACUUCCUCUACCCGGGAGAAUCGACCGAUCGCCUAUCCGAACGCGAAACCUGUAUCACAUCAAUCGAAAUUCCAAAAGUACAACAUCGAGUCAUAUCAAAAGCCGAGCGUAAGAUCCCCGUAGCCGCGUUCUCACCGUCGUUCAUCGUCGAUCAGCCGCGAGUGAUGCGGUCGCUCUAUCUAUGUGGGAAGAAACGGUGGGACAGGGUCACCAGGAGAUGCCGGACGGCCAGGAAAUCCCCGUCCACCGGGCCAGCCGAAUGGCGACCCAGCCCGCCGCGCGAAAAGGUGUACCUCUGUCGAAGAAGCGUAACUCCUUAAGUCGUAUACUGUAUCAUACCAUUCGUAAGACCCCCAAAAAAGCAUCCCUAGAAUUACUCUAACGAUUAGCGUAACAGGCCCGUCGGGCGUUCCCCGGAAUCAUCCACCGACGGACGUUCGACCGGGAAUGGCGGAACCGGCGGUGGUCGUUUAUAAACGAUAUUCUGGAGGAUUUUGAGAAUUGAUCGAAAAAUAUUUGAAUAAUUGAGAACAUUUUUUGGAGAGGUUAUCAGGAUGCUCGCUAACUCUUUUACGCAGAUUGACCACUUGCUUCAAUAUUUCAUUUGUGGUUUUCCGAAGAUACUUUGUUCUUAAUGAUUAGGUAGAAGAAUGUGAAAUUCUAUGUUUACUGCAGACUUAUGUUUAUUUUAACUACUAAUAAGUUAAUUAGAAAAAGAUAAUGUUUCAUUUCGGUUAAAAAAAGGCGGACAAUAUCUAGAUCUAAACUCAGUUUGGAAGCUUUAUGAAUCUGAAUCGAUACUAGAAGGCAAGGGGUUAAAAUGAUGUUUUGUUGGACACAUUUGUAAAUGAUCAAUAGAGCAUCUUGUGUCUGUAAACUACAAACAACAGGCGAUGGACUACAACAGCGGUGGUUAAAGGGUUAACGAGAUGUCAAGUUAAAAAGAAACUUGAACGACCUUCAUUUAGAAGAAGGAAGGCAGCGUCGAUCAAAAUAUUUUCAAACCGAGCAGUGUAUCUAUGAUAUGCAGCCGUUCGAAAUACCAGUUCAACGCGCGGCCAGGCCAACGCCGAGCGAAGCUAAGCCCGUCCGAGCCUCAUUUUCCAAGCUGGUUUCGUGGAGCGUCGAGGGGCUCUAAUGUAGAUAGGGUGUUUUCAUGUGUAGCGUAGGCGUGUAGAGGACAUAGUCAUAGCGCGAGAAUGUAUUAACGUGUGCGCGAUCGAACGAGAUCGAUAAUCUGUGCGCGUGAAUGCAAAAUGGUACGUGUGUGUCGUGUGGUGCGCGUGUGAGCACGAACGGGCGUGAUUUUCGAAACCUGUACGAGAAUGAUAAUAAUAAUAAAGAUGAUGAUGACGAUGACAAUGACGGAUGAGUGGUACGAGAGAACGAGAUCGAGAGAGCGAGCGAGCGAGCGAGAGAAAGAGAGAGAGAGAAAGAGCGGACGACGGGUUGUUUGGCACUAGUAUAGACCGCGUUAGGCUAGGUAGAUAAGCGACCCCUUCGAAUCGGUGAAGAGGAGUUUCGGUCGGAGGUCGGGAAGACUGUGCCGACAACCGCCAUCAUCGCAGAGAAACCGGGGGGAAAGGAAUGGAAAAAAAAGAAAAGAAACGAUACGGAAAGGAUCAAGGGACGCGUGGACGUUGAAGGGACACAGCAG